Molecule: messenger RNA, 2115 nt
Organism: Drosophila takahashii
Lineage: Eukaryota; Metazoa; Arthropoda; Insecta; Diptera; Drosophilidae
Product: E3 SUMO-protein ligase ZBED1
Biological process (GO): regulation of transcription by RNA polymerase II
Cellular component (GO): nucleus
Molecular function (GO): DNA binding
Source: RefSeq, a predicted model, not a curated record
UAUUAUUAUUAUUAUAAUGUCGCGUAGCAAGAUAUGGAAGUACUAUGACAAGCUGGAUCGUAACUCUGCCUUGUGUCAGCUGUGCGAGAAGGUCAUCAAGACAUGCGGCAACACCUCCAAUCUGAUGAAGCACAUGAAGACGCAUCCGCAAGUAGAUCUCUUCGACGACGAAACGGUGGUGGUGCGGGGCAUAUACAAGCGGCGGGAUCAGGAUGACCACAAGCGGCGGCUGCGGAAGGUGCUGCCCUUCAAGGAGGAGAGCUCCGACUUCCACAGCGAGCUGCUCUUCAAGGCGGCCAAGGAUGCGGGCGAUAUCAUCGAAAUGGAGGCUCAAGGACUCACCAAAACGACCCUGGAGGAUCACAUCUCCGUGCAGAGCGUUGGAUAUGCGUGGGUCACGCCGGAGGCAGCGAUUUCUGGAACAGAGACUGUCAGCGCCGAGGACAUCAUCGAGUACGAGCCAAAGGAAGAGACCGAAGAGCCAGAUAGAAAUGCAAUUCACCAAGAUGUAACAGUUCCUGAAGCUAACAACCUUAAAGAGGAAUCACCCUUGCCAAACCUACGUUCCUUCCAUCAGGACAUGGCCUUUUUCAUCUGUCGCGAUCGUCAGCCGCUGCAGGUUCUUCAGGGCGAGGGAUUCCAGCACCUAAUGAAGGUCCUCUGCCCCACCUACAAGCCACCAAGUGUGACGGACCUGGAAGCCAUCAUCGGAAGGGAGUCGGAACUACAGAGAUCCAAGCUCCGUCAUCAGUUGAACAAAACCUCCACACUCAGUCUGAGUUGCUCCAUGCACACAAAUUCCGCGGGUCAAAGCUGGCUGGAGCUGGUGGCCCACUUUCAAGAGGGACGGCAGAGAAUCUCUCGAACGCUCUCCGUGCAGAGCCUUCCCGAUCCUUUGACUUCCAGCCAAGUAGUGGAGCGCUUGGAGCGUGUAUGUCAGCGCUUCGACAUCCUCAAGUCGAAGAUCACCUGCGUGACGACCAGGAGCUGUAGUUUGCUGGAGGAGGCGGUCAGCUUGUUUCUGGGCGCCGAACAUCAUGUGCUGUGCUUCGCUGACCAAUUGGAAGCUCUCUUGGAGGCUGUGCUGCUGCGACCCGAGAUCAGGGGCCUUUGCGAGAAGGUGCGUCGUUAUGUAGAGGCUACAUUAGAAGCAGGAGUUCAUAAGCUCCAGCUGGAUAACAUUAAGCGACCCUUUAGCAGCUAUGAAAUGCUAGAAAUGUACCUGAAACAUUCCGCCAUUCAUUUGGAAGAGUCGCUUCCUCUUUCGCCGGCGGAGACUGAUCUCUGUCAGCAAUUGCUGGACGUCCUGCGACCCCUGACCAGCUCCAUGCGCGAGCUUAGUCGAACGGAAUAUCCAGCGGCCAGUACUGCCCUGCCCAUCGCCCACACCCUGAUCAACGAACUAAAGCAGGAGAAGAGUGCCGAGCACAAGGUUAUCCAGGAGUUGCGCCUGUUUAUGGUGCAGCAUAUGGUAAAUAAUUUCGAGGAAAUGGAGGCAAACUUGCACGUUUCCAUGGCCACUCUGCUGGAUCCGCGCUUUCGAAAUAUUCCCUUCCAAAGCGGAGCCCUGGUGGCCAAAUACAUGACGCAGCUGUAUGACUGGAUGCAGGCGCAUGUGGACAGCGGUGAGGCAAUUGUGGGUGAAGAUCCUGUUGCCCAGGAUAACUUCGACAUUUGGGCCGCCUACAAAUCCUUUUCCCACGAGAAGCAGCGGCUUAUUAAUGGGACUAAUGGCCCCGAUGCCGAUGAUGAGAUAGCCACUUACUUCUGCGCUAGCAUAAGCACCCUGCAGGCGGAUCCCUGUCGUAUUUGGCAGGAGCUAGCGGCAGCUCAUCCCUUCCUGCACAGCGUGGCCCAAAGGUACCUGCACAUUCCGGCAACCGCGGAGUCGCCGUCUCGACUUUUCACAGCCGAAGGAGCUGCGGUGACGGAGAAGUACGCCAGCCUGCUGGAAAAAAACAUGGAGAACGUCCUCUUUAUGGCGGAUGUCCCGACAAAAGACUGGAAUUUAUAGCAUAGCCGUUUAGUUAAUUCCCACCGUAGCAUUUAAUGUUUUCACCCACCUCUUACGAAUUGGACAUUUAUCUUUAAUUUAAUUGUACCUAAACUUUCACG